This is a messenger RNA of Saccharomycopsis crataegensis, 1803 nucleotides long. RefSeq lists its product as uncharacterized. The transcript has a single exon. Lineage: Eukaryota; Fungi; Ascomycota; Saccharomycetes; Ascoideales; Saccharomycopsidaceae. The coding region runs from base 1 to 1803 and encodes 600 amino acids. The record is from RefSeq and is a predicted model, not a curated record.
AUGGUUUCUCCUCACGAUCAUGACAAACGGUCAGCAGUAUUGUUGACCAGUCGAUGGUUUUUCGCUAAAUCCGGAAAAGGAUCACCAAUUGCUAAGUUGGCAGUUACUGAUCUUUUUGAUGAACAGCCAUACUUGUCAGACUUUGUUGGUAGACUUGCUUUUACCCAUUUUGGCCAUAUUAAAGUGAAACCCAACCUUUUAGAAUUGGCAUUAGAUAAUUGGCCAGAGGAUAAGACAUAUUAUAUGAAAGCCCCACAAGGAAUGGCCACUGAAUUUGGUCUUCCAGAAUAUGUGAGGUUGAACCACGUUCAACAGGGCCCCGAUCUAAACUUAUGCCCGGUACAAUUUGGAGACAGUUUAGAGAAUCUGUUGAAGAGCAAAUAUAAAUGUCUCAUUAAAUCGGAGGAUGACGAAACACAUACUGCGCCAUUAGUUUUCACCGCUAUUGAUAAUCGGGGAGCUGUUAUUGACAAAAGCCCGCUUAUUCGUCAAUACAAUGAUUUAUUGGUCCCGUCAAACGAAACGAAAAAUGUUAGCAAGUUAUUGCGCAAAAUAUUCUCAAUUAAAGUAAAGGAACCAAAAGAUUUUCUUCAAUAUGAGUUAGAUUAUAAAGAUGUCAAUUCAUUUCGAGUGUCACAAAUUGGCAGACUCGAUAAAUUAUUUCGUCUGCUUAAACCUCAUGAUCUACAAUAUAUCAAGAAUAACAAGGUUAGAACCCUUCUAACUGAGAACUACCAAACAUUGCUUCAUAAUUCUGCGAAUCUGGUCCCCCUUGCAACCUGUUCCAAAGAUCUCCCACCCGAUUAUGUAAAAAAACUCCGGGGCAAAGUGAUGUCGAUAAAGGAGAUGCAGGUUUUGCUUCAGGAGCUUCAGAUUAUAGCUAACAAAACCAGGUUUGAUAUCCAGUUUGCUGUUUAUCUCCUCAGAAGAUUUUUCCGCAAUCCAACACCUUUGAUACACCAACAAAUCCUACAAGUCUUGACUUACCUUUGGAAUACCAAGCACAGCUACCUUGAUUACUAUUCUCAUUCGAAAAAGCAUACAAAAGAAUCAACUAAAAUCACCUUUUACACACACACUGUCCCUAUAGGGAAAAAAGGUGGUUACAUAAUUGGGUACCUUAUCCUUUUCAAUGGAAAAAUUAUUGACUCAAGAACUGACAUAACUAAAAGCCACGAAGGCAGACCCAUCAAACAUCAAUGGGUUGCUGAUUCGCUUGCAAUAACCAGAACUUUACAGAGAAUCGAUAUGAUGUAUCCUCAAAUUGACGCAAUGUCGUUCAGAAUAGAGCACAUCACUGGAUACCUGAGUAACGAAGGAGUAGUGGAUGAGAUAUACACUCAAAGGUGUUACAGGACCCCGAUGUUUAGACACCUUUCGCAUUACACUUUACUGGGCCAGCCGUUGGUUAUGGAGGUGAUAAAAGAGGCGGACAAUCCAGCAAGACUUUUGACAUCAAGAGUGGGUGCAAAAACAUCUGAAAGAAUCUUGACUUCAAAAGCAUUGAGUAGUGGUUUCAAAUUCUCAAGUAGUCCAGUGUCAUCUCCGUCUACUGGUAAAGGGGUCAUCCAGCAAGACUUUGAUAAGAAAUUCACUAGUAUUACCGAAACCCCACGUGCAAAAUUCCUCAUAAAAAUAAGAAACCUCCCAUCAAAGACCACAGAAGAUAUACAGACUGCAAUAAUACCAGAAUUUACAAUGCCGUUAUUACCUAAAGCUGAUAAGGGGAAUAUAUAUAAAAAAACAAGCAACACACUCACACGGUUUCUGUUUUACGUUAAAGCCGGUUAUUAUUAUCGAUGA